AUGGUUGAAUCGGGUAGGCUUCUGUACAUUCGCACUCAUCAACAAAGUUUGCGGUGCGGGUUAUAUAAAGGGUUGUCUGACGCUUUAACGCAUGGGGAAAUUGCACCUACAACUCAAGGUCGGCGAAUUAUAUUACCGUAUUCUUUCACUGGUGGAGCACGUUACAUGGUGCAGAAUUACCAAGAUGCAAUGGCCAUUUGUGGUUGGAUAGGUUUUCCAAAUAUAUUCAUCACUUUUACGUGCAAUCCAAAGUGGCCAGAGAUAAAACGGUUUUUGGAUGUUAGAAAUUUGAAUCCCGAAGAUCGUCCAGAUAUUUUGUGCCGUGUAUUUAAGAUGAAAUUGGAUGCUCUUAUUAAAGAAAUUCGAUCAGGCACUGUUUUUGGAAAAAUUGUUGCAGUCAUUUAUACAGUUGAAUUCCAGAAGCGUGGACUACCUCAUGCGCACAUAAUUCUAUUCCUUGAUCGCACAGACGCUUCUUCAUUUGCUGACAAUGUGGAUGUGAUCAUCUCUGCUGAAAUUCCAAAUAAGGAUAAUGAUGUUACGUACUACCAAGUUGUUGAAGAGUUUAUGAUACAUGGGCCAUGUGGUGAAGCUAACAAAAAUUGCCCAUGUAUGGUGAAGGGUCGUUGUUCUAAGCAUUUCCCAAAGAAAUUUAUGGAUAAAUCGAUUAUUGAUUGCAAUGGAUAUCCUCUUUACAAGCGACGAGAUAAUAGUAACACAGUUUUGAAAGGUGGUGUUGAGUUGGAUAACAGAUAUGUUGUGCCGCAUAAUAGGUAUUUGUUAAUGAAGUACAGAGCACAUAUUAAUGUGGAGUGGUGUAAUCAAUCGCGAUCUAUCAAAUACUUAUUCAAAUAUGUUAAUAAAGGAAAUGAUAGGGUCACAGCCCAAUUCUAUAAGACUGCUGAGUCAACAGAUAAGGAUCAAGUCAUAGAUGAGAUUAAUAUGUACUAUGAUUGUCGUUAUAUUUGUCCUUGUGAAGCUGCAUGGCGUUUGUUUGCUUAUGACAUUCAAUUCCGAAAUCCUGCAGUCGAGCGUUUGAGUUUCCAUCUGCCAAAUGAACAAAGUAUUGUGUUUGAUGAUGAUGCUUUUGUGUUAGAUGUACUCCAAAGAGAUACAAUUAAGAACAAUAUGUUCCUAGCUUGGUUUGAAGCUAAUAAGAAAUAUCCCAAUGCUCAAAAGUUGACCUAUAGGGAAAUGCUAAUCCAUUUUGUGUAG
Ipomoea triloba (trilobed morning glory) is the source of this 1215-nucleotide messenger RNA. RefSeq lists its product as uncharacterized. Lineage: Eukaryota; Viridiplantae; Streptophyta; Magnoliopsida; Solanales; Convolvulaceae. The transcript is spliced from 2 exons. The record is from RefSeq and is a predicted model, not a curated record. Bases 1 to 1215 code for a protein of 404 amino acids.